Molecule: messenger RNA, 1314 nt
Organism: Capra hircus (goat)
Lineage: Eukaryota; Metazoa; Chordata; Mammalia; Artiodactyla; Bovidae
Gene: CD63
Product: CD63 molecule
Exons: 7
Coding region: 359-1213 (284 amino acids)
Cellular component (GO): membrane
Source: RefSeq, a predicted model, not a curated record
UCUCCUACCCCGAGGUGGCCCCUUUCUGGGGGCGCCAGAAGGGCCUCAGGCACCCCGAGGUCCUGCCCUGGGUGCCCUCGCUUGGUGGGGGUGGGCGCUGUCUUCCGGGCGGGGGCCACGUGGCCUCGACCGGGCGGGGGGCUUGGCCUUGCCCAUGUGAGCCCAGUGACUCAGGCCGCAGCUGUUCCCGCGUCACAUGAGGGAGGCUGGAGGCCACUCGGCGGGGGAGGGGGCUGUGGCUGGAGCCGGGGCGGGGCCGCGCGCCGGGCGGGGCCGGAGCCGGGGGGCGCAGCUAGAGAGCCCCUGAGCGGCGGCGGGAGAGCAGCACACAGCCUCCGGGAGCCCAGGCCAGGCAGCCAUGGCUGUGGAAGGAGGAAUGAAAUGUGUCAAGUUCCUGCUCUACGUUCUCCUGCUGGCCUUCUGCGCCUGUGCAGUGGGACUGAUUGCUGUGGGCGUAGCGACCCAGCUCGUCCUGAAUCAGACUAUGACCCGUGGGGCCACCCCUAGUUUCCUGUUGCCUGUGGUCAUUAUCGCAGUGGGGGCCUUCCUCUUCCUGGUGGCCUUUGUGGGCUGCUGUGGAGCCUGCAAGGAGAACUACUGUCUUAUGAUCACGUUUGCCAUCUUCUUGUCCCUUAUCAUGCUAGUUGAAGUGGCUGCAGCCAUUGCUGGCUAUGUGUUUAGAGACAAGGUGAGAUCAGAAUUUAAUAAGGACUUCCGGCAGCAGAUGAAGAAUUAUCCAAAAGCCAACGAGACGGCAUCAAUCCUGGACAAGAUGCAGAAAGAUUUUAAGUGCUGCGGGGCGGCUAACUACACAGACUGGGAGAAGAUCCCGACCAUGGCCAGUCGAGUCCCUGACUCCUGCUGCGUCAACAUCACUAAUAACUGUGGGGUUCAUUUCGUCGUGAAGGACAUCCAUACUGAGGGCUGUGUGGAGAAGAUUGCGGCCUGGCUGAGGAAGAAUGUGCUGGUGGUGGCUGCGGCAGCCCUGGGCAUUGCCUUUGUGGAGGUGAGAGGCACCCUUGGGCAUCUGGGAACUAGGGGCAGUGGGAGGGUGCUGAGCAGGGGGCUGGUCUGUGGAGGGGAGCCCUGGUUGUCUCUUGGGUCUCUAUCUUGCCUCCCUGACUCCUCUUCACCGCCAUCUCUCUCUGUUCUUCUAGAUCCUGGGUAUUGUCUUAGCAUGCUGCCUUGUGAAGAGCAUCCGAAGUGGCUAUGAGGUGAUGUAGGGGGUCUGUCUCUUCAGCCCCCUCAUCCAGGGGAGUGGGGUAAUAUACUCCAGGUUUUUCAAUUAAACGGAUUAUUUUUUCAGACCCCAAA